Messenger RNA from Hirsutella rhossiliensis, 2985 nucleotides. Its product is annotated as early transcription elongation factor of RNA pol II, NGN section domain-containing protein. Gene Ontology annotation, biological process: regulation of DNA-templated transcription elongation; regulation of transcription by RNA polymerase II; transcription elongation by RNA polymerase II. Gene Ontology annotation, molecular function: protein binding; mRNA binding. The transcript is spliced from 6 exons. Bases 1 to 2985 code for a protein of 994 amino acids. NCBI's taxonomy places the organism in Eukaryota, Fungi, Ascomycota, Sordariomycetes, Hypocreales, Ophiocordycipitaceae. The record is from RefSeq and is a predicted model, not a curated record. Gene Ontology annotation, cellular component: DSIF complex.
AUGGCUCCCGAUGACCCUCCACGGUUUGAUGAUUCCGAGGACGAGGAGGACUUCAACCCUGCUCCGGCGGACUUGUCUGAUGAGGAGCCUGCGGACGACAAUGGGGACCAGCAUGUCAAGAAGCCAGCCCGUGACAGUAGCCCUGGAUACCGGGACGAUGCGGCGGCAGACCACGACAACCCCCCUCGAAAGCCGCGGGCCAGCGGCAGUGACGGCGAGGGCGACGAAGACGAGCCACCACAACGCCGUGGGGGCAUCGACGAUGAUGAUGAUCAGGGCGACGAAGAGGAAGACGACGAAGAGGAAGAAGAAGACGACGAAGAUGAGGACGUGCAGCAUGGCCAUCGCAGGAAACGACGCCGAGACCGACGCAACGCCUUCUUUGAUAUCGAAGCAGAGGUCGACGACGAGGACGAGGGAGAAGAUGAGGAGAAAGACGGCGAAGAAAUCGAAGACUUUAUUGACAACGCGCACCCCGACGAUAUGGCCGAAAGUGCUCGAUUGGACGAUGAUCGAAGACAUCGCGAGCUUGAUCGUCGCCGAGAGAUGGACGCGAGCAUGGACGCGGAGAAACAAGCCGAGAUUCUGCGCCAAAGAUACGGCAACCGCCGCCCAGCCAAGGGAUUUGGCGACUCGGCCGUUGUGCCAAAACGUCUCCUACUCCCGAGCGUUGACGACCCUAGUAUCUGGGCCGUACGGUGCAAGGAGGGCAAAGAGCGCGAGGUUGUUCUCUCCGUCACAAAGAGGAUUGAGGAACGACUGGGGACCAAGGACGAGCUCGCCAUCACAGCGGCCUUUGAGCGGGGAGGUGCCCAAUCGGUGAUGAAGGGCUUCAUCUACGUCGAGGCCCAGCGGCAAACGGACAUUCUUGUUGCCCUUGACGGCAUGCUCAACGUUUAUCCCCGCUCCAAGAUGACGCUUGUGGAUAUCAAGGAUAUGCCUGAGCUUCUUCGCGUCACCAAGACCCCGACCCUCGAGCCGGGCGCCUGGGUUCGCCUGCGAAGGCCGCCCAAGCACAGUGGGGACUUGGCCCAGGUUCUCGACGUGACGGAGAAUGGCCUGGAAGCAAGGGUCCGGUUCAUCCCGAGGCUGGACUAUGGUAUGCGAGAUGAUGCCCUUGCGUCCCUUACUACACCCGACGGAAAGAGAAAGCGCCCUCGCGGCUUGGCUGGACCGAGGCCGCCGCAGAGGCUCUUUAGCGAGGUCGAGGCUCGGAAACGUCACCCGCGCCACAUUCAGGGGAAUCCCACCACAAACACCUGGUCCUAUAUGGGAGAUGAAUUCGAGAAUGGCUUCCAAGUCAAAGACGUCAAGAUCCAGCAACUGGUGGUCACCGACGUGAAUCCAUCGCUGGAAGAAGUGACGCGGUUUGCUUCCGGCGCCGAAGAUGGCACCGAGAACCUCGAUCUCAAAGCGCUGGCCGCCAGCUUAAAAGACAGCAACACUCUCGUCACCUACCUUCCCGGAGACAUCAUCGAGGUGUAUUCGGGAGAGCAGAAAGGCGUCGUGGGCAAGGCGACAAACGUCCAAGGCGACAUCGUCACCAUGACCGUGACCGAGGGAGAUCUUGAGGGCCAAACCAUAGAGGUGCCCAUUAAGGGCCUGCGAAAGCGCUUCAAGGUUGGCGACCAUGUCAAGGUCAUCGGAGGGAGCAAAUUCCGAGAUGAGGUUGGCACUGUCGUCAAGCUUUCCGAGGACCGCGUCACACUCUUGACGGAUCAGACCAACACCGAGGUGACCGUGUUCAGCAAAGACCUGAGAGAGGCGAGCGACAUAGGCGGGCAGGGAUCCUUGGGACAGUUUUCUCUUCACGACCUGGUCCAGCUCGACCCUACCACGGUCGGCUGUGUUGUCAAGGUCGAUCGAGAGUCCCUCGUGGUUCUCGAUCAAUACGGGGACACGCGGCAGCUCAUGCCAUCGCAGAUUCCUAACAAGCUGCCCAAAAGGAAACAGGCCGUCGCUGCCGACCGGGAGGGUUCCGAGAUCCGGCUCGACGACAAGGUCAAGGAGUUCACGGGCCAGCAGCGCCAGGGCAAGAUCAUCCACAUUCAUCGUUCCUACAUCUUCCUACAUACCAACGAUAGCACCGAAAAUGCCGGCGUUUUCGUCACCAAAGCCAGCAUGGUCAACACAGUCGCCGCUAAGGGAGGUAGGGUGAAUGCUGCCUCGUCGGGCCCCGACCUGAAUGCCAUGAACCCGGCGUUGAAGAUACACAAGAACGGCACCGAGAACAAAGCGAUGCAGCCCCCAGUCAAGACAUUUGGCCGCGACCGAGCCAUCAACCAGACGGCGAUUAUCAAAAAGGGCCCGUACAAGGGUCUCUUGGGUAUUGUCAAAGAUACCACGGACACGCACGCCCGUGUCGAGCUGCAUACCAAGGGCAAAACCAUCACGGUUCCUCGAGAGUCAUUGAGCUUCAGGGACAAGACCACCGGGGCCACCAUUGACAUCAACGGUAGAGGCCGCGGCUCGUCCGGCGGACCCAGCCGUGGACCGAGUGACAGGGCUCCGAGCUGGCAAGGAGGCUCCCGCACGCCAAUGGGCGCAGGAAGCUCCGAUCGAGUCCCCGCAUGGGGAUCACGCACACCAGCGGCGGCCAGUGGGCGAACUCCCGCGUGGAAGGCGCAGGACUACUCAGGCUCGCGGACCCCGGCUUGGGCGGAUGGCUCGAGGACCGUCAAUCCCUACGAUGGCAGCCGGACCGCGUAUGGCUCGGGGUCGCGAACGCCAGCCUGGCAGUCGGGAGCUCGGACGCCGGCGGCGGGCGACGCUUUUGGAGCUGGAUCUCGAACCCCAGCAUACGGAGGAAGGAUGGAGGCCCCUACUCCAGUCAACGCACCGACUCCGGGGGCUGGGGCGCCGACACCCGGGGCCAGCGGAUAUGCCAGUUCAGCUGGCUAUUACGGGGCACCAACGCCGGCGGCAUAUGGCGGGGCGCCAGAAACCCCGGCUGCCAGCGGGCCGACGUACACGGACGACGAUUGA